AUGACUCGCCUCAUCAGCCACUGUUUGACUCUCUGGUCUCUGACCGCCACCUUACUCGUUGCACUCCCACUCCGGCAGCGUGAGACUUCUGCCUUGGACUGGAUUGACGAUGAAGUCGAGUUUCUUGCCGAACUGAAAAGCCACCUGACUGGAUCCCCUAACCAUAACAAACUGCUUGAGCGUAUAGAGGCCCAGCUGCAGGACUUGGGGUUUCAGACCGAAUCCGAUAUUUACGACUUCGAGUACUACGAUGCGCCGAAAACCCCUCCAAAGUUGACGGUGGAUGGCGAGGACAUCGAGCCGGCCAUGUACGUGCCGUAUUCUGGGGUGACCGGCCCAGAAGGAGUCACUGGCGACCUCUUCAAACUCAACAAUCCCGUCGCUGGUGGGCCCGCUUGGGAGGAUGCUUCUGGUAAGGUAGCUGUCCUGAAUCUGACCACCGGUCCUGCCGACACCUCCAAAUCGCUUGCUGUCUGGCCUGGCUCGCCUCAAUGGGGCAUGAGGGGCGGCGUACCCGCGAGCAUCGCGAAUACUGGUGUCAACAUGACAGCCGCUGCUGAGGCUGGCGUCAAAGCGGCCAUUUAUCUGUGGGAUGGCGUUACGGCUGCCAAUGUCUACGGGCAGUAUGGUCCCUUCAAGAUGCUCUUCCAAGACCUUCCCGCGGUCUACCUGGCAGGCGAAGCUGCUUCCAAGGUGGUGAAGGCAACUGAGGCGGGCGCGACGGCGAGUCUGCAGCUUGAAGGCAGCAUGGUGUCCAACACCACCACGCGAACCUUCUGGGUGGUGGUCCCAGGGACUGAGCUUCAGAACGAAACCGUUAUAUAUUCGACACACACAGACGGAAACAAUGUUGUGCAGGAGGACGGCUACUUCGCCCUUCUCGCUCAAGCUAGGGCUUUGGCCGCGUCCCCUCCGAGACGCACAACCAUCCUCUUGUUCCUCACGGGACACCUUCACACUCCCGCCGUGACUCCCACAGGCAGAGUCCUGUACCGCUGGAUGCAAGACCACCCGGAGCUUUGGAACGGCACCAAUGGCGGUACAACAACUGUCUUUGGCUCGUGCGUCGAGCAUCUCGGGGCGGUCAGCUGGUUCGACGAUCUCGCCCACGACCUGUACUGGCCCACAGGCAAGCCUGACGACGAGAUGCUGUUUGCCGCUACUCCUUCCCUUGCCAAUCUCGUCCAGGAUGAGUGGAGCGGCGCUUUUCCGGACCAGCAACUGCGCAUUUCCAAUCCGAUCGAAAGCAAGCUGGAGCAACCCGGCGAGGGCCUGCCCCUCCUCUGGCACCAGAUUCCAGAGAUAUCCCUCGUCACCAGCCCGGACUGGCUGCUCAAGGAGUGGCCGGAUCUGUUCGAUCAGCGGCAGCUGAUCGAUGUCGCGGUCACAAAGCGCCAAGUAGCCAGCUUCUUGCGCAUUUGGGACAGGGUGGAUGGUAUGGACGCUGGGCAGUUUGGAGAUGUGGUCUACAGUCGCGGACCUGCGACGUUAGGAUAG
Molecule: messenger RNA, 1497 nt
Organism: Cyphellophora europaea CBS 101466
Lineage: Eukaryota; Fungi; Ascomycota; Eurotiomycetes; Chaetothyriales; Cyphellophoraceae
Exons: 1
Coding region: 1-1497 (498 amino acids)
Source: RefSeq, a predicted model, not a curated record